Ilex paraguariensis (yerba mate) is the source of this 1314-nucleotide messenger RNA. The record is from the annotation of a GenBank genome assembly. NCBI's taxonomy places the organism in Eukaryota, Viridiplantae, Streptophyta, Magnoliopsida, Aquifoliales, Aquifoliaceae.
AUGGUACUUGGAGUUGCUAGUGAUAGGAAUGGGGGUGAUAGGAAUGGAGGUCGAGUUGCUAGUAAUGGGAAUGGAGGUGGGCUGAGGAUGAUGUACUAUAGUAAGAGUUGCCCUUUAGCUGAGAGCAUUGCAAGGGACAUCACAUGGAGCCAAGUUGCACUGAACCGUAGCUUGGCAGCUAAGUUGCUAAGGCUUCAUUACCAUGAUUGCUUUGUUAGGGGCUGUGAUGCAUCAAUACUAUUGGACUCAACCCAGAACAAUACAGCUGAGAAAGCAGCAUUGCCAAACCUAUCUCUUUCUGGAUAUGAUGUCAUUGAUGCCAUCAAGGAAAAACUUGAAGAAGCAUGCCCAGGAAUUGUGUCUUGUGCUGAUAUCGUUGCCUUGGCAGCUCGAGAUGCAGUUUCAUAUCAGUUCCAAAGACCGAUGUGGCCGGUUUUUAUUGGGAGAAAAGAUGGAAGAGUUUCACUUGCCUCUGAAGCGAAAAACGACUUGCCAUCACCCUUUUCUAACUUCCCCACACUUUUGCAAAAUUUUGCAAAUAAUGGACUAGAUAUUGUGGAUCUUGUGACCUUAUCAGGGGCACACACUAUUGGAGUCUCACAUUGUACUUUGGUGGCAAAAAGGCUCUACAAUUUCACUGGAAAGGGUGAUGCAGAUCCGUCCCUCAAUCCCGACUACGCCAACACUUUACGAACACUCUGCCCCAUUCCUAUCAACCCAACAACCACCAUUGAAAUGGACCCCCAUAGCUCACUCUCCUUUGACAGCCAUUACUUUAAAGCUGUGAACCAGCACAUGGGUCUUUUUCAAUCAGAUGCAGCAUUGCUCACCGACCCGCAUUCGGCUCAGAUAGCUCGUUUGCUGCAGCAACCCCCUUUUUUCUUUGCUAGCUUUGCUCAAUCAAUGGUGAAAAUGGGUGCCAUUGAAAUACUUACAGGAGGCAAUGGCGAGGUUGUAGUGGCAGAAUUUAAAGUUUCGAUGCAUUGUAACGGAUGUGAAAGAACGGUUGUCAAAGCCAUCUCCAAAAUGAAAGGGGUUGAGAAGUUCAUGACUGAUAUGACCAAACACAAAGUGGUAGUAACUGGCCGGAUCAAUCCAGAGAAAGUCUUGAAGAAACUUAAGAAGAAAACAGGAAAGAGAGCAGAGAUUGUGAUUAAUAAAGAAGACCCUAAAAAUGAUGCAAAAGAAGAAGAUUCUGCAUUGCAAGGAACUUCAAAGCAAGUCGCAGAUUGCUUAGUGUUUGAUUAUUUUGGAGACUGCCUAGUUUAUACCAUGUUCAGCGAUGAGAAUCCAAAUGCUUGCUCAAUAAUGUAG